CCAAUGGGUAUGGGUAACUUCUGUCCCUCAGCUGGUGGGACCAAUAUGUCUAUGAGUGCUCUGAGACCAAGAAGAAAGUGUGCCUCUCUCUCACUUUCCUAUCAGGAACCUAGUCUGAAAUGUAAAUUGAGGAGAGGGGACCCAUUUACCGACCAGGCAGCAGCUGACUGGAAUCUUCCAGAUCACAAGGAUCGGAAGAAGAAGACGAGUGGGAAGAGUAACAUUCUCACACAGAGGAAAGUACUACGUGAGGUUCAGAAUCAACUGUAGACUGAACUGAACACUUGCUCCAUGCC
Molecule: messenger RNA, 296 nt
Organism: Geodia barretti
Lineage: Eukaryota; Metazoa; Porifera; Demospongiae; Tetractinellida; Geodiidae
Source: the annotation of a GenBank genome assembly